AUGUCUAGACUAAAUGGAAAGACCGCUGUGGUCACCGGCGGUGCUACAGGAAUCGGCUUCGCAGCCGCAAAGCGCUUCGUCGAUGAAGGCGCUUUUGUCUUCAUCUUUGGCCGCCGUCAGGAAGCACUUGACAAAGCUUUGAAGGACCUUGGGUCAAAUGCCCGUGCUGUUAAGGGUUCAGUAUCUGAUCUUGAGGACCUCGACCGUCUCUACGCCGCAGUAAAGGCCGAGCGUGGUUCCCUUGACAUUGUCCUUGCCAACGCUGGAACAGGAAGUCAACUUGCCCUCGGCAAGAUCACCGUCGAGCACUGUGACGAAGCCUAUGAAACCAAUGUAAAGGGUACCCUUUUCACCGUUCAGAAGGCACUGCCACUGAUGGGCAAGGGCGGUUCGAUCAUUCUGACCGGUUCAAGUGCUGGAACCACUGGUGCCCCAGGUAUGGGUCUUUACAGCGCCAGUAAGGCUGCCUUGCGCAACUUCGCACGGAGCUGGGCCGAGGACUUGAAGGGUACCGGCAUUCGUGUUAACGUUCUGUCCCCUGGGCCUACUGCAACCGAACUUGCAAAAGAAGCACUAGGUGAGGAGGGCCAGAAGGUAUUCGCUUCCAUGAACCCUCUCCAGCGCAUGGCCGAUCCGUCAGAAAUCGGAGCCGUUGCUGCCUUCCUUGCAUCGGAUGACAGCAGCUUCAUGACUGCCAGUGAGGUCGCCGUCGACGGAGGACUCGCCCAAAUCUGA
Molecule: messenger RNA, 735 nt
Organism: Kuraishia capsulata CBS 1993
Lineage: Eukaryota; Fungi; Ascomycota; Pichiomycetes; Pichiales; Pichiaceae
Exons: 1
Coding region: 1-735 (244 amino acids)
Cellular component (GO): intracellular anatomical structure
Molecular function (GO): oxidoreductase activity, acting on NAD(P)H, oxygen as acceptor
Source: RefSeq, a predicted model, not a curated record